AUGGUGAAAGAUAGCGCCGAAGAGGACGGGCUCGAUUACUCCGCCCCCUCCUCUGGGCUUAGACCCCUGUUGCAGCUCCAGACGCCCGUUCUGCGCUGCGCGUGCGCACUGGCCAUAGUGUGCCUCGCGUCCCUGCUGCGGUGGCCUGAGGGCGCUCACGGAGUGGAGCUGCAAGCGUCCCAGCCCCGCAGGUCCAGGGCGGCUGGUUGGCUGGAUAACUUAGGCCAGAUCUACAAAAGCGUGGGGAAGCUCUUCGGCGGCAGCUCGAAGAAAUCUAAAAACAAGAAAACCGAGAACGCCACGAACCUCUCCCCACCGAACGCCUCGAACCUCUCGCUAUCCAACGCCACGAACCUCUCCCCACCGAACGCCUCGAACCUCUCGCUAUCCAACGCCACGAACCUCUCCCCACCGAACGCCACGAACCUCUCCCAAUCCAAGGCCUCUAUCCUCUUCCUAUCCAACGCCUCGAUCCUCUCCCCACCGAACGCCACGAAUCCUCCACCGCAGGCCACCGCGAAAUGCCAGGCACGGAACGCCAUGGAACCCCUGCCACCCACCCCCUUCCGGGGCCCCAGGUAGGAAAGCCCGGGCACUGCUGGCACCGAGUCAGGGGCCUCGGAACUCGGGGCAGCUGGGGUGGGAGCGAGAGGAAGCUCCCAGGGGUGGAGGCUGGGGAGACACCAGCGCCCCAGAGUCUUCCUUCUCCCUGACCUCCAGACGCCUGACCCGGCGGUCUCGCUGCCCACCAACCCCUUUAUAUUGUGAAAGGGGCCUCAAUUCCUCCCAUCCCCUCAAUGAAAACAAUAAAGAGAAACA
Molecule: messenger RNA, 819 nt
Organism: Microcebus murinus (gray mouse lemur)
Lineage: Eukaryota; Metazoa; Chordata; Mammalia; Primates; Cheirogaleidae
Source: RefSeq, a predicted model, not a curated record